AAUUCACAGGCUUCGUGGCAAUGUGUCAGCCUUUCCGACGUUCCAGGCCAUGAUCGCCGGUUGGCGGCCGGAAAGUCUCGGAAGCUUGGCUACGGUGAGGAUGCCGGCUCGACCAUGACGGCAUCUUUCCAGCAAAGGCGGGGAAAAGGAAACACAGUCAGAACCAUGAAUGAUGUAGAUGCUGGGUACUCUUCCCUGGACCUUUCAUGGAAGGCCUAG
Molecule: messenger RNA, 219 nt
Organism: Pyricularia pennisetigena
Lineage: Eukaryota; Fungi; Ascomycota; Sordariomycetes; Magnaporthales; Pyriculariaceae
Exons: 1
Source: RefSeq, a predicted model, not a curated record